Molecule: messenger RNA, 844 nt
Organism: Topomyia yanbarensis
Lineage: Eukaryota; Metazoa; Arthropoda; Insecta; Diptera; Culicidae
Product: NADH-quinone oxidoreductase subunit B 2-like
Exons: 2
Coding region: 131-775 (214 amino acids)
Biological process (GO): electron transport coupled proton transport; mitochondrial respiratory chain complex I assembly; aerobic respiration
Molecular function (GO): 4 iron, 4 sulfur cluster binding; quinone binding; NADH dehydrogenase (ubiquinone) activity
Source: RefSeq, a predicted model, not a curated record
AAAAAGGAGGUGACAGCUAGCUUUCGGUCUCGUUUUGUUCUGCUGAUUGACAACUUGCGUAACAAUUUUUUACAGUCGAGUCGUCGAAGAAAACAUUUUUGGCGAUUUUUUGUAAGAAGCACAAACGAAAAUGAUUCGCUCUGCGGUGAUUCCGGUUCUUGCAAAUGGUUGGAAAGCUGCAAUCCCUCGCGGCUCUGCUGCUGGUUUUAAUGCGACUCAAGUUCGCGAGAAAAACACUUUACCUGUAGUGGAAAAGGACAAACCGGAGAAAUUGUCUUAUUCGCCAUUUGGAACCAAACAGUCCAACUGGGCUGAAUGGGGUGUAGCUCGGCUAGACGAUCUACUGAAUUGGGGUCGUAAGGGCUCUAUCUGGCCGCUUACCUUCGGAUUGGCUUGCUGUGCCGUCGAGAUGAUGCACAUUGCAGCUCCUCGUUAUGACAUGAAUCGCUUCGGAGUCACAUUCCGUGCUUCUCCGCGACAGGCAGACUGUAUCAUUGUAGCUGGUACUUUGACAAACAAAAUGGCUCCAGCUUUGAGGAAAGUUUAUGACCAAAUGCCUGAACCCCGAUGGGUCAUUUCAAUGGGAAGCUGUGCCAAUGGAGGUGGAUAUUAUCAUUACUCAUACUCAGUUGUAAGAGGUUGCGACCGCAUAAUUCCGGUUGAUAUUUACGUUCCCGGAUGCCCUCCAACGGCGGAAGCAUUACUCUAUGGUGUACUGCAGUUGCAGAAAAAAAUUAAAAGGAUGAAGGCUCUUCAAAUGUGGUACAGAAAGUAGAUCAAGUUAUCUGAAUUUUAGAUUGUGCUGUUGCCCAUAAAGUUAUAUACGUCGAAAGUGAAACAAUAA